AUGUCUGACGUCGCAAAGCCCGACCCUGCCGCCGAGCAGGUUGCCAACCCCGGCGCAACUCUUGUCAAGGACGAGACGGCCAAGGUCACCACCGACAAGGCCGCCGACCAGGCCGCCGACAAGGAGGAGAAGCCCGCCACUGCUUCGAGCGACGACAAGCCGGUGACGGAGAAGGCCACAGAAGCCGCCGCGUCGGCUGCGGCUGCCGUCAAGGACAAUGUCUUUUCCAUGUUCGGUGGCGGCCCCAAGAAGGAGAAGAAGGAGGAGGCCGACGAUGCCGAUGAGCCCUCUGGCUCGUCCAAGGCGCAGGCCACUGGUGAGGAGGACCCCGAGAACCAGGAGCCUGACGUCGAGUUCGCCCCCGUCGUUCACCUUACCGAGAAGGUCGACACCAAGACCAACGAGGAGCUUGAGGAGCAGGUGUUCAAGAUGCGCGCCAAGCUGUUCAAGUUCGACCGCGAGUCGCGGGAGUGGAAGGAGAGGGGCACCGGCGACGUCAGGUUACUCAAGCACAAGGAGAACGGCAAGACGCGCCUGGUGAUGCGACGAGACAAGACGCUCAAGGUCUGCGCCAACCACUACGUUGUGCCGGACAUGAAGCUUUCGCCCAACGUUGGCAGCGACCGCAGCUGGGUCUGGAACGCCGCCGCCGAUGUCAGCGAGGGCGAGCCCGAGGCUCAGACUCUGGCUAUCCGCUUCGGCAACAGCGAGAACGCCAACCUCUUCAAGGAGGCUUUCAUCAAGGCCCAGCAGGAGAACGAGGCUCUGUUCAACAAGUCGUCGGAGUAG
Ascochyta rabiei is the source of this 789-nucleotide messenger RNA. Its product is annotated as Ran GTPase binding protein Sbp1. The record is from RefSeq and is a predicted model, not a curated record. Gene Ontology annotation, biological process: nucleocytoplasmic transport. Gene Ontology annotation, molecular function: GTPase activator activity. The transcript has 4 exons. Bases 1 to 789 code for a protein of 262 amino acids. Lineage: Eukaryota; Fungi; Ascomycota; Dothideomycetes; Pleosporales; Didymellaceae. Gene Ontology annotation, cellular component: cytoplasm; nuclear pore.